AUAUAGACAGUAUAUGUAUUCCAUAUCAAAUAUAAUUUUUUUCAAUGGGGAAAUCAAAAAAAUAUUAUUUUCUUAAUUACGAUUGUUAAUUUAUUCAUCACGUGACCACGCCCUCUCCAAAUUUUUCAAAAGACCACUAAGACCAUGGGCGACUACGGAUACGGCGGUGGCGGUGGAUACCAGCGUGGUGGAGGUGGAGGAGGGUUCAGAGGUCGAGGUGGAUCCCGUGGGGGAGGCAGCCGAGGUGGUGGCGGAUUUGGUGGUGGCGGCAGAGGCAGGGGUCGUGGGGGUGGUGGUGGAUUUGGUGGAGGUGGCCAGGAUGCAGACUACUACCAGAACCCAAAUGCAGAGAACUUCUGCAAGAUCUUCCUGGGCGGUCUGUCAGCUGAAACCACUGAGGACUCUAUCAAAGAACACUUUGGUUCAUAUGGAAACAUCAUUGACUGUGUGGUUAUGCGAGACGCAGAAAAGAAGAGGUCUAGAGGAUUUGGUUUCGUAACAUUUGAUCAGUCAUCUGCUGUGACGGAUGUUCAGGCCAACAGACCACACAAGAUUGAUGGAAAACAAGUUGAAACAAAACGAGCUACACCGAAAUCUCAACAGGCCGAGGGACAGGAUGCAAAGAUCUCAACCAAAAAACUGUUCGUUGGUGGCGUAAAGGAUGACAUGAGCGAAGAUAUGAUCAGGGAGGAGUUCUCCAAAUUUGGAAACGUGCAGAGCAUCAAAGUCAUUCAGGGCAAGGGGUUCGGCUUCAUUGAGUUUGAUGACAAUGAUGCUGUGGAUUGGUGCAAUUUGAUUGGCAGGUUCAAGAUCGCUGACAAAUGGGUGAAUGCCAAGAAGGCACAAGAAAAGAACAAACAAGACAGCAGAGGAGGGUAUGGCCAGCAAGGUGGAUAUGGGUCCCAGGGUGGUUAUGGAGGUGGUGGAUACGGCGGCGGUGGCUAUGGCGAUGGUGGAUACGGGGGUGGAUAUGGAUUCAUUAAUUCUGAAGGUAAAACUUCCUCAGGUAAUGAUGGUUAUGGUGGUGGCUUCGGACAAGAUUAUGGGAACAGCUACGGAGGUGGUCCAAUGAAAUCCUCGAGCUAUGGCCAAGCUAGGCAACAGCCUUAUGGUGGAGGUGAGUCAACUGAUGGUGGCUAUGGUACCCAGGCAUACAGCGGUGGUGGAAGCUACGGAAGCGGUGGUGGUGGCGGCAGCUAUGACAGCUACAGUGGAGGCGGUGGUGGUGGAUAUGGCGGCGGCGGUUAUGGUGGUGGCGGUGGUGGAUAUGGCGGCGGAAGUUACGGUGGUGGUGGUGGACGUCGAUAGACGGAGUAUCUCGCAAGAGUGUUGGGUCCUGGUUUAUAGGUUGUCGAGUACCACUCGCGACUAAACAUCUGUGUGGUGUCUGAGUAACUAUCGAGAUGUGUGUGCAGCUGUCCAGCUCCUAACAGAGCGGGGGGCUAGCAACGCACCAAAGCCGGUUCCACGAUCAGCUGUGGUAUGUGACUGUCAACAUUAGGCGGUCUGACUACCGGUAGCUGGCAGCUGGCAUGGGGACGACCGUCUGGUAUAGAUGGAAGACAGGCUACAAUUUUUGGUAGACAGAAGUUGGUCCUAGCUGUUUGAUGCAACAUAGUUUCCAUAAGACGGCGUCUGCAUUCCAGUCUCGAAGACAAUCAUUUUCUGUACUUGUCAAUAAACUUGUGUUACUUUAAA
Molecule: messenger RNA, 1698 nt
Organism: Dreissena polymorpha
Lineage: Eukaryota; Metazoa; Mollusca; Bivalvia; Myida; Dreissenidae
Product: heterogeneous nuclear ribonucleoprotein A2 homolog 1-like
Molecular function (GO): RNA binding
Source: RefSeq, a predicted model, not a curated record